AAGUGAUGGCCAGCUAUGGGAGGACCCUUUUUCCCUCAUCACCCCACACCUUUUUGGAGUUAUUAGUGGGUACUUAUGCUCUUAACUCUUUCCAAUUAAAUUUGCUUACAACCGUCCAAAUAACGGCGGGUUUCAUCAAGGAAAUCGAAUCCAAUACCCAUACCCAUCUGAAUGAACUUUCCUACUAUAUCAUCAUCAUCAUCAUCAUCAUCAUCAACCCAUAUAAAAAGGCGUUCACGCCAUCUCCCAUAAAUCACGCCAAACAUCUUCCACCAAAAAUAUAUCCACAGCAGGGCAGCUGUGUGUUUCAAAUACGAUUGGCUCUGGUUUGCCAGCAGUCUCCAAAAAGAGGAAGAAAAUGGGAGCCAGCCACUCGUCUUCUUCAAAGUCAUCUCGUGUCCUCACCUUCAAUUCCUCAGCAUCAUGGAAGAUACAUUUUGAAGAAGCCAAAAGCACUGGCAAACUGAUGGUUAUCGAUUUCUCGGCUACAUGGUGUGGACCUUGCCGAUUCAUGGAACCCGUCAUUAAUGAGUUUGCUGAGAAAUAUACAGACGUGGAGUUCGUCAAGAUUGAUGUGGACGAGUUGUCGGAUGUGGCUCAAGAAUUUGGAGUGCAGGGAAUGCCAACAUUCUUACUGAUCAAGAGAGGAACAGAAGUUGAUAAAGUGGUGGGAGCCAAGAAGGAAGAACUCCAGAAGAAGAUCGAGGCUCACAGGAAAAAUUGAUGACUCUAGCCCAUGAUUAUGAACUAGCAAAAGGAGACGAGCAUGAAGCGCGAGCCGAAUAAGACUGCGUAUGACUACUAAUUAAUCUCAAUAUAUCACAUUUAAAUAAGAUGUAUCUUUGCUAUAUAUGUUGUAUCAAUAUAAAUAUCAAUCAAUUAUUCGAGCCA
Molecule: messenger RNA, 891 nt
Organism: Vitis vinifera (wine grape)
Lineage: Eukaryota; Viridiplantae; Streptophyta; Magnoliopsida; Vitales; Vitaceae
Product: thioredoxin H2
Exons: 3
Coding region: 359-724 (121 amino acids)
Molecular function (GO): protein-disulfide reductase activity
Source: RefSeq, a predicted model, not a curated record